Fundulus heteroclitus (mummichog) is the source of this 10278-nucleotide messenger RNA. RefSeq names its product CUB and sushi domain-containing protein 3. The transcript is spliced from 48 exons. Bases 383 to 8038 code for a protein of 2551 amino acids. NCBI's taxonomy places the organism in Eukaryota, Metazoa, Chordata, Actinopteri, Cyprinodontiformes, Fundulidae. The record is from RefSeq and is a predicted model, not a curated record.
CCUCCCCACCAUCACAAUCUUUCUCUCUCAGACUCAGCUCAAUUCGAUUACUGAUCGAUAAAGGUAGGCUAUAAGCCUUCACAUUGCCUCAGUCGCUUUGUAGGGAAUAAGAAGAGGAGAUGCUGAAGAGCAAGUGUGGGAGCGCGCCUUCAGAGAUCCUCACACUUGAAGCCCCUCUCAGCAGAGAUGGUUGAGCCCUCGUCCAGGUUGCUGUGGUCCUCUCCUAAAAUCCAGACUCGCUCACUCCUCUGCUCUCAGCUGACACAGCGCGGCGGGCGGCUCUGUCUGCUGCUUCUCCUCUGAGGAGAGAAAUCCACUUUCCACCGGCCCACAGGACGAGAAAAGGCAGGCUGCGCGGGGCUUGCAUGCUGUAGUUGAGAACAUGAAGGGGAUUUACAGGGACGGAUACUACGGCGGAUCUAUCGAGCUGCGGGACGUUUUCAACAGGAGAUGCGUUAAAUGUGGCCGGGGGCACUUUGUUCAAGCCAAAACGAUGGGGAUUAGGACCGGGAUUGUUUUCUGGAAUCUCGUCUUUUCACUGAUGUUCACUUGUGUCAAAGGUUUUAUCCAUACUUGUGGAGGCACACUAAAGGGUUGGAAUGGGACUAUAGAAAGCCCCGGAUUUCCUUAUGGAUAUCCAAACGGAGCAAACUGUACCUGGGUGAUUGUUGCCGAGAAGGGGAACAGGAUCCAUAUAGUUUUUCAGUCUUUCGCCGUGGAGGAGGAAUAUGACUUUUUAUCUUUGUACGAUGGCCACCCACAACCGGCUAACUUCAGAACAAGGUUAACAGGCUUUACCAUCCCUCCACCUGUUACCAGUUCUGACUCCAUUUUUUCAUUGAGGCUUACCAGUGACUUUGCAGUAAGCGCUCAUGGAUUUAAGGUGGCUUAUGAAGAGUUGCGAAGCAGCUCGUGUGGAAACCCAGGAGUUCCACCUAAAGGUAUACGCAACGGGACUCAGUUCAACGUUGGUGACAAGAUUCGCUAUCGGUGUGUCACGGGCUACGUCCUGGAUGGGCAUUCGCUCCUCACCUGUGUGACCAGUACAGCUGGAGUGUCGGUGUGGGAUUUCCCAGUACCAAUGUGUAGAGCGGAGGAUACGUGCGGUGGCACCCUGAGGGGCUCCAGUGGGCUCAUCUCCAGCUUCGAUUUCCCCAGCGGUGACUCCCCUGGCACGGCCGGAGGUGGUGGUGCCGGAGGCCUGGGCAGCAGCAGGGAUUGUAAGUGGACCAUACUGGCAGAUCCAGGCGACACCAUCUCUCUGGUGUUCACGGAAUUUCAGAUGGAGGAGAAGUCGGAUUAUCUGGAAAUAGAAGGCUCUAAACAGCCAACCAUCUGGCUGACUGGAAAGAAUAUUCCAGGUUCCAUCAUUAGCAACAAAAACUGGCUACGGCUGCACUUUGUAACAGAGAGCAACCACCGUCAUAAAGGCUUCAGGGCUCAGUACCAAGUGAAAAGCUCUGGAGAGCUUAAAUCCAGAGGGGUAAAAGUAUUACCAGGGAAGGACAACACUAACAAACUGUCUUUGAUGAAUGAAGGGGGAAUCAAACAGGUGUCUAAUUACUGUCCUGACCCGGGGGAGCCGGAGAAUGGCAAACGGAUUGGUUCUGACUUCAGCAUCGGAGCAACUGCUCAAUUUACCUGCGAUGACGACCACGUGCUGCAGGGUUCCAAAACGAUUACCUGCCAGCGUGUAGCUGAAGUCUUCGCCGCUUGGAGCGACCACCGGCCAGUCUGCAAGGUGAAGACAUGUGGGUCGAAUCUGCAGGGGCCGUCGGGGACAUUUACAUCACCCAAUUUCCCCAUCCAGUAUGAGAGUAACUCCCAGUGUGUGUGGAUCAUCACUGCCAGCGAUCCAAACAAGGUUAUACAAAUCAACUUUGAAGAGUUUGACUUGGAAAUUGGGUAUGAUUCACUAACCAUCGGAGAUGGAGGGGAAGUCGGGGACUCCAAAACUAUCAUUCAAAUACUGAGCGGGAGCUUUGUCCCCGACCUGAUUGUAAGCAUGUCCCAUCAGAUGUGGCUCCAUCUCCAGUCUGAUGAGAGUGUGGGCUCAAUAGGUUUCAAGAUCAACUACAAAGAAAUUGACAAGGAUAGCUGUGGUGACCCUGGUACACCUCUAUAUGGUUACAAAGAGGGCGGUGGAUUUUUAAACGGAGACGUUCUGCGCUUCAAAUGUCAGUUUGGAUUUGAGCUCAUUGGGGAGAGGAUGAUUACUUGCCAAAACAACAAUCAGUGGUCUGCUAAUAUCCCCAUCUGCAUAUUUCCCUGUUUCUCCAACUUCACCGCACCCAUGGGGACAGUACUGUCCCCAGAUUACCCAGAGGGCUACGGGAACAACCUUAACUGCGUGUGGCUGAUUAUCUCUGAACCUGGCUCGAGGAUUCACUUGGCCUUCAAUGACUUUGACCUGGAGCCUCCCUACGACUUCCUUACUAUAAGAGAUGGGGAUCAGACAGAAGCAACAAUGCUGGGACGUUUUUCAGGCGCUGAAGUUCCGUCACACCUCACGUCCAACAGCAACAUUCUGCAGCUGGAGUUUCAGGCGGAUCAUUCGAUGUCGGGAAGAGGCUUCAACAUCACCUACAGCACUUUUGGGCAUAAUGAGUGCCCUGACCCUGGCAUCCCUCUAAAUGGAAGGCGUUUUGGGGACAAUUUCCAGCUGGGUAACUCCAUCUCUGUGGUUUGCGAGGAGGGCUUCAUCAAAACACAAGGAGCUGACACCAUCACCUGCCAUCUAGAGGACGGAAAUGUGAUGUGGAGUGGACCCAUCCCCAAAUGUGAAGCUCCCUGUGGGGGGCACUACUCAGGGCCAUCUGGUGUCAUUCUCUCCCCGGGGUGGCCAGGCUACUACAAAGACUCUCUGAGUUGUGAGUGGGUCAUUGAGGCUGAGGCAGGACGCUCCAUCAAGAUUAGCUUUGAAAGGUUUCAAACAGAGCUCAGUUAUGAUUUUCUGGAAGUGCAUGAUGGCCCGAACCUGCUUUCUCCUCUGAUUGGCUCGUUUAAUGGAACCCAGGUCCCUCAGUUCCUGUUUAGCAGCAGUAACUUUCUAUAUCUGCUUUUUACGACGGACAACAGCCGAUCGAAUAGUGGAUUUAAGAUCUUCUACGAAGCGGUCACAUUGGACACAUACUCCUGUAUGGAUCCCGGCAUCCCAGUGAAUGGCUUGCGGUUAAGCCAGGACUUGUCUAUUGGGUCCACUGUGUCCUUCCAGUGUGAUCCUGGAUACAGAUUAAGCCAUGAAGAACCACUCGUUUGUGAGAAGAACCACUUCUGGAGCCACCCACUACCCACUUGUGAUGCAUCAUGUGGUGGGGAUAUCAGGGGACCAGCUGGGAUCAUCCUGUCACCAGGCUACCCAGAACUUUAUCCAAACUCCCUAAACUGCACAUGGACUGUUGAAGUCAGCCACGGGAAAGGUGUCCAGUUCACUUUUCACGCCUUCCACCUGGAGGAUCACCAUGACUACCUUCUGAUAACAGAAAAUGGCAGCUUCGCUCAACCUCUAGCUCGACUCACUGGCUCAGAAAGACCUGCCCCGGUUAAUGCCGGCCUGUAUGGGAACUUCAAGGCCCAGCUACGCUUCAUUUCAGACUUCUCCAUCUCUCUGCAGGGAUUCAACAUCUCCUUCUCGGAAUAUAAUCUCGAGCCUUGUCAGGAUCCUGGAACACCGCAGUUUGGCUGGCACACGGGCUCCAGAUUUGGCAUCGGCGACUCGCUGUCGUUCUAUUGCAACACGGGCUAUCGUCUACAGGGAGCAAAAGAGAUUGUGUGCUUGGGAGGUGGCCGCCACAUGUGGAGCGCCCCUCUCCCAAGGUGUGUUGCGGAGUGUGGGUCCACAGUCUCCAACAAUGAGGGAGUUCUUUUGUCGCCAAACUACCCAAUGAACUAUGACAACGGCCAUGAAUGCGUGUACAGCAUUCAGGUCCAAACAGGGAAAGGCAUCAACAUCACUGCCAGCAUCUUUCAGCUAGCACAAGGUGACAUUCUUAAGCUCUACGAUGGUAAAGAUGGAACAGCUCCCCUCCUCGGGACUUACACAGGCACAAUGAUGCAAGGCCUGUCCCUUACCAGCACUUCCAACUAUUUGUGGCUUGAAUUCAACUCAGACCAUGAGUCGACGGCAGCGGGGUUCCGCCUCAUAUACCACAGUUUUGAGCUUUCACACUGUGACGAUCCAGGAGUGCCUCAGUUUGGCUUCAAAACUAGUGACCAAGGUCAUUUUGCAGGAAGUGGCAUAUCGUUUGACUGUGAACAAGGCUACACUCUGCACGGGAGUGCCACACUUAAAUGCAUGACUGGAGAGAGACGAACAUGGGACAACAACCUCCCGUCAUGCAUAGCGGAGUGUGGUGGUAGUUUUAACGGUGAGUCUACAGGGCGAAUUCUAUCUCCGGGGUACCCGUUUCCCUAUGACAAUAACCUGAGAUGCACCUGGACAAUUGAAGUCAACCCUGGCAACAUUGUCAGUCUCCAGUUUCUUGCAUUCGACACGGAGGCAUCUCAUGACAUCCUGAAAGUAUGGGACGGGCCUCCUGAGAACGAGAUGUCUCUGAAGGAGGUCAGUGGUUCGCUGCUGCCUGAGGGAAUCCACUCCACUCUCAACAUCGUCACCAUUCAGUUUGAGACGGACUUUUACAUCACCAAGUCUGGGUUUGCUAUCGACUUCUCAAGUUCACUUGCAACAGCCUGCAGAGAUCCAGGUAUUCCCAUGAAUGGCAGUCGCUAUGGAGAAGGGCGGGAGCCUGGCGACUCCGUGACCUUCUCUUGUGAUCCGGGAUAUGAAUUGCAGGGAGAGAGCAGGAUCACCUGCAUCCAAGUGGAAAAUAGAUACUACUGGCAACCCAGCCCUCCAAGCUGCAUCGCUCCAUGUGGUGGGAAUGUGACCGGAUCUUCUGGCUUCAUCCUCUCUCCAAACUACCCACACCCGUACCCACACAGCAAAGACUGUGACUGGCUGAUUGCAGUUCACUCUGACUAUGUCAUAUCUCUGGCUUUCAUCAGCUUCAGCAUUGAACCAAACUAUGACUUUUUGUACAUAUAUGAUGGGCCUGAUACCAGUGCUCAUCUGAUUGGAAGUUUCCAAGACAGUAAACUUCCAGAGAAGAUUGAGAGCACUUCCAACUUCAUGUACUUGGCAUUUCGUAGUGAUGGCACUGUGAGCUACACUGGCUUUCAUUUGGAAUACAAAGCAAAACUGCGGGAGGCCUGUUUUGAUCCCGGGAAUGUAAUGAACGGCACUAGAAUGGGUGUAGACUACAAGCUGGGAUCUAUGGUGACAUUUCAUUGUGAGGCUGGCUACCUCCUUCAGGGCCACUCUACACUCACGUGUGUCAUGGGCAACAGCAAGAGACCAGAAUGGGACAGAACUAAACCUACUUGUCAAGCUCCCUGUGGAGGUCACUUUACUGGUUUCGAGGGAACUGUUCUGUCUCCGAACUACCCGCAUAAUUACACAAGAGGUCAAAGCUGUGUCUAUGACAUCUUUGUCCCUGGAGACUUUGGCGGAGUGUUUCUCCCACUCCAGCCUGAGCCCAGAGAAGCUCCCUGCGCUCAAUCAGAGCCCACCGAGAUCUCUGGAUUCUCCUUCUCUCCUCCUCACUCAUCGUGGAUGGGAUCGGAGAAAUCUGGCUGUCAUCACAGCAGCCUGGUUAUUAUGCUUUCGAUUGAAUUUGUUCCUUUUUUAUUCACAGUGGUGAACUGCACAGAUCCAGGCAUUCCUGCCAACUCUAUCCGAGAGAGUAAGAUCGAACACGGGAACUUCACAUUUGGCAGUGUUGUGUUCUAUGACUGUAACCCCGGAUAUUACCUGUUCGGCUCAUCCGUGCUCACCUGCCAGCCGAUGGGUCACUGGGAUAAACCUCUCCCAGAAUGCAUUGAGGUUGAUUGCGGCCACCCAGGCACACCACCCCACGCGGUGAUGACUGGGGACAAGUUUACGUUUGGCUCCACAGUGCGCUACACCUGCCGCGAAGACCGUCAGCUCAUCGGAGACUCGUCACUUACCUGUCAGCUGAACGGACACUGGAGCGCUCCACUGCCCCACUGCUCAGGUGACUCUUCUGGCACCUGUGGAGACCCUGGCACACCUGCCCAUGCCAGCAGGGAGGCGGGGAACUUCAAAGUGCGCAGCAAGGUGCGCUUCACCUGUGCAGUGGGACACACGCUGUACGGCUCAGCAGAGAGGAUCUGCUUCCCCAACGGGACAUGGUCUGGCAAACAGCCCUUCUGCAAGCCGGUACAGUGUGCAAAUCCAGGUACCCCAGCUCAUGGCCAAAUUUCCCGUGUGGACGGCACGACUUUCUCCCACUCCAUUGUGUAUUCCUGUAUGGAGGGAUUCUUCUUGACAGGAUCACCCACGCGCCAAUGCCUGGCAAAUGGCACUUGGUCUGGCACAGCUCCAAACUGUACAAUGAUCACCUGCAGCGACCCUGGCAUCCCAGCAAAUGGACUAAGAUUUGGUGAUGACGUCAUGGUGGGUCAGAAUGUGACAUACGUGUGCCAGCCAGGAUUUGUGAUGAUGGGAGGGGAAAAUAGCAUCUCUAGGACCUGCACCAAGAACGGGACCUGGAGUGGAACAAUGCCAGCAUGCCAAGUGGUGACCUGUCCCACGCCUCCCUCCGUCCCCAACGGGCUGCUGGAGGGUUCAGUCCUGGACUGGGGCUCCAGUGUGAGCUACGGCUGCCUACCCGGGUACGAGCUCUCUUUCCCUGCCGUGCUCACCUGCACUGGAAAUGGCACAUGGAGCGGAGACCUGCCUCAGUGCUUGCCCAAGUUCUGCGGAGAUCCGGGUGUGCCCUCCAAAGGACGGAGAGAUGGUCGCAGUUUCAUAUUCAAGUCGGAGGUGACGUUCAGUUGCAGCGCCCCCUAUGUGCUUGUUGGAUCAACAACACGCAUUUGCCAGGAGGAUGGCACUUGGAGUGGGUCCCAGCCUCGAUGUAUAGAGCCUACACGAAGCACAUGUGAAAAUCCAGGAAUACCUGAGCAUGGAUUCAUGAAUUACUCUACAGGUUUCAAGGUGGGGAGCAGAGUAGACUUCCAGUGCCAACAGGGACACAUACUGCAGGGCUCCACAACAAGGCUGUGUUUACCGGAUCUUACCUGGACCGGGAUCCAGCCCACCUGUGUCCCUCACUCCUGCAAGCAGCCAAGGAGCCCAGCCAACGCUGACGUCAUGGGUCUAGACCUGCCCUCCUACGGUUACACCCUGGUGUACACCUGUCAGCCAGGUUAUUUCCUCUCCGGGGGUUCAGAGCACCGCGUCUGCCGCUCCGAUGGCAGCUGGACGGGCAAGGUGCCUGUUUGCAGAGUUGGAUCUAAAUCCCAAGAGAAAAUUGUCAAACCUGUACCAGGGACACCAAGCCCUAAGAUGAAGGUUCCAGAUGAUGUGUUUGCCCCUGAUUUCGUCUGGAAGGGUUCCUACGAUUACAAAGGGCAGAAGCAGCCUAUGAGUUUUACAGUCACCAGCUUCAAUGCGUCGACUGGAAAAGUCAACGUAACUUUAACAGACAGUAGCACUGAGUUUCUGCUCUCUGGUGUCUACAAACGGCAUGAGGCACGGUUAACGCUCUUGCUGUAUCAGAUGAGAGCAUUGACCUACAGCUCUUUGGGCAAGAUUACGGAUGAGUCCUGGUUAAUGGAUGGAUUUGUGUCGGCUGAGCCUGAGGGUGGCAGCUACGUAUUUCAGGGUUUCAUACAGGGUAAAGACUUUGGCCAGUUUGGACUACAGCGACUUGGUUUAACUCAGAGAGAGAACGUCACGCUUACGGACCCUGAAACCAACGGCUCCACCAACAGCAGUUCUGUGGCUGUUGCUAUCCUCGUGCCUUUCUUUGCUCUCAUCUUUGCAGGCCUUGGCUUUUAUCUUUACAAGCAGAGAAAAACGGAUAAAGCUCAGUACACGGGAUGUUCCGUCCAUGAGAACAACAACGGACAGGCCACGUUUGAGAACCCCAUGUACAACACAACCACGAAAGCUGCAGAGGGGAAAGUUGUCCGCUUCGACCCCAAUCUCAACACCAUCUGCACCAUGGUUUGAUAUCCGCCAAUUAUGGGACACGCAUAGAGAUGGGUGGAGAAUUAAUCUUAGAACUGUUUUCUCUUAAUUAAACAAUAUAUACAGGAAAAUGCUUUUUUUUCAGUGUCAGUUGGCACGCAGGAAAAAUAAGAUUUUGCUCAAAUGCAUAAAGCACAGUUUCAGCUACAAUUAAAGUAGCUGAUGGGAUUCAUAUAAAGGAGGAACCGGAGGUUUCCUUCCUUUUCAGAUUUUGUCUUUUUGCACUCUGUGAGUGUUGACUCCUUGAAUAAAAGAGCUUCUGGCAUAAAGAUAAAACAGAGUAUUUUCUGCUCAGCUGUAUAAAUAUAGAGACAUUAUUUCACAAUACCAAAUAAACACUUGUUUUGGGGGUUUUGUUUUUGAAGAAACAGCCCAGAUCUACCUGUGUUAUUUUGUUCCUUCACUUUAGUCCUAAUGAAAAUUAUUUUUUAACACGGGGAGUAGGAGACUCUCUACUGUGAGUUGAUCAAUGUAAUCUAUUUUCUAUUUUACAAGUGGUCGGUGUGCAAGAGGAGCUGCAGCUGCAGAAAAGUAACUGUCUCCCAUUGAAUUGUGUCAGUGCUGUAGUCUGCUCAAAGUUAUAUGGUCAAUUAUACCUCUUAAUUGGAUGGUACCUCUUAAUGGUGAGAUAUAUGGCCAGGGAUUUAACUACAGAAGUGCAGUACAAUUUUUGAGUGCCACUGGGAAUGCUAGGGCUUUUAUUGUUACACUGCAGCUUCUCUGAAAACAGCAGAAUACAUUUCCCUCACCAGUAACAUAGUCUGCAUUAAGGUUUACUAUCAAGUUGGGUGCAAUUAAUUUGUCAGAAAAAAAAAUUAACCACGACAGUUUUAAAUUGCUGACUACCCUAAUGGACUCGCCGAGGCAAGUUAUUCCUUCCUCUGUGUUAGUCCACCAGUGUCAUGCAUUUUCUGUUUGUUUGUUUUUUCCUUUGGUUUUUUAUUUUGCUCAGAAACUUUCUGUGUUCCAAGUUAACUGAAUUUGGAGCAGACAGCCCCAGCCUUAAGCCUGUAUAUCACAUGAAUCUCAUAGUAGGAGUUUCUUCCUUCACCUUUAUAAGUUCUGUUGGGUUUUUUUAAGAGCAAGGUUGUGAAUCUCUAGAGUGCACAGACCCUACAUCAGACCAAGUUUCCUAGAGGUAUACUUAAUUCUGGAUGCCAUUACAUAAAUGCAAAGGUGCCUCAACAGGGCGUUUGAGGUGGGAUGGAGUUUAUUUUCUUGUUUUAUGCUCAUCCCGACAGAUUUUGCCUUAUUUUAGAGUAACUCAAAGACAGAGUAAGUGCAACCACUAUCUCAUCUCUGGAUUCCCAAACUAGCAUCAUUUAUUUUGGGAAGCUGUGCCUUAGACAGAAAAUGCUCAAUUCAUACUCCUACUCUAAGACACUUCAUGAAUAUACAGCCUUGGCCGAUUUUGUUAACCCUACGUUGACCCAAGUCGUCAUUUCAGUGGCUUACACAGCCAUCAGCUUCUGCCAACAAAUGUACAGUUCACACAAAGGAAUUUGCACACUUUGACAUGAGCCACCGUCACUCAAGACCAACUAUGUUUUACAAAAGAAAAAAAUAAUUUAACACUGUCAUCACAUUUCUACAUCAUUGCAGUGCCUUGGAUAUUGUAUAGGCAUACGUUGGAAGGAAACCUUAAUACUUAGUUUAAUAACGCUGCACACUCAUGUCACGUGUCUGCACAUUUUGCAAUGAUUUAGUGGAGUGAUGUCAGAUGGUGCAUGUUGGCAAAAAGUGAUCCUGUACAGCAACCGAUGCUACAGUACUUUAUACCACUUAUAUUGACUCCUUUCAUUGCUGUUCCAUUUUGUACAUUUAUACAGUUUUGAUACUUGAUGGCACUCUUUGGCGACGUCUUGUGUUAUCAAUAUGUAAUUUAUUUUUAGAGUUCACUUUUCCUAUGGAUGAGACAAGAAACGCAUCUGGUACUCACAACCUACGGCGAGUCUUGCAUCCAGGGACUCUGAAACUAGAAUGCUUUUAAAUGUGCCACACAAUUAUUAUCUCAUUCAAGAACCAGUGUAUGUGAAUAUGUACAUAUUACAAAACUUUUGUAAAGAGAUCUAUUUUUUAUGGAGAUGAAACAUUUGUAAGUUAUUGAAUAUGUUGUGUAAAAUUUCACAUGUAAAUGUCAUGUAAGAUCAAAAAGAUUUUGUAUUUUUUUUCUUUAUCAGCAAUGUAUAAAUCAUUAAUUUAUAUAUAAAAUAUAAAAUAAU